Messenger RNA from Sorex fumeus (smoky shrew), 652 nucleotides. Its product is annotated as zinc finger protein 566-like. The transcript is spliced from 6 exons. The coding region runs from base 210 to 545 and encodes 111 amino acids. The record is from RefSeq and is a predicted model, not a curated record. Lineage: Eukaryota; Metazoa; Chordata; Mammalia; Eulipotyphla; Soricidae. Gene Ontology annotation, biological process: regulation of DNA-templated transcription.
GUCGCCGGGAGAGCGGUGCCGGGAUGAGCGGACCACGUGCGCAGGUUUGCAGGUGUUCCCGGACCUGUCCUUCCUAGCUAAUGUGCAGAUUCCUGGACAGGAGACUCGGCAUCGGGGAAAGUUCCAUCAGUUCUCUUGGGAUUCUGCCUCGUUCACCUUCUCUGCCUUUGUGACUUCCCAAGUCACCUGUGUUUCUACGAGCAAAGACCAUGAAAAAAUCUCUGGGGAAGGUGCGUUUUGAGGAUGUGGCUGUGAGCUUCAGCUGGGAAGAGUGGCAGCAUCUGAAUGGGGAACAAAGGACCCUGUACCGCGAUGUGAUGCUGGAGACCUACAGUCACCUGGAAUCAGUGGGACACUCAGUGAGCAAACCUGAGGUCAUCACCAAUUUGGAGCGAGGGGCAGAGCCCUGGACUGUCAGUGAGCACCUGGACCGGAGCCUCUCAGCGUUAUGGCAGCUGGUCAUUCAGUCUCAGGUAUUCAUACUGUGGAUGACUUUAUUGAGAACAACCAGAAAAAUCAGGGUGGACAUUUUUUACAAGUUGUAAUCACCAAUAGGAAAACAGCCAACAAGGGACCUGACUUAGGAAAGGCAUUGAAUUUGCAUUCGAUCUAUAUUUUAAGUCCUUUUAUAAGCAAUGGAAAAUAUUCACGA